Messenger RNA from Phyllostomus discolor (pale spear-nosed bat), 1041 nucleotides. RefSeq names its product tensin-3-like. The transcript has 4 exons. The record is from RefSeq and is a predicted model, not a curated record. NCBI's taxonomy places the organism in Eukaryota, Metazoa, Chordata, Mammalia, Chiroptera, Phyllostomidae. Gene Ontology annotation, molecular function: protein binding. Bases 1 to 741 code for a protein of 246 amino acids.
AUGGCUGCUCCCGGGUGUCUGCUCGCUCGGAGCCCCCGGCAGGGCCGUGAUUUGGGGCCCAGGCCACGUGCCCCUCCUCGGAGGUUCCCUUCACUCCCCGGGGGCGGGCUCUCAUCCCACCCAGGCCACGGUGACGCUGAGGAGGUGCCCUGGCCUCCGGCGGGACACGGGGCCACUGGGGCCUCCCCGUGGCCCGGUGCUACGUCCCUUCCCCACACUGACCUGGGCCGCUCGCUGCCCACCCCGGCACCGGGCAGGGGGCGCCUGCCUUCGACACGCCAGCGCCGCUGCGUGUCCCGCAGACGAGCUGACGCACGCCCCUGCCCCGCAGCCUGCAACGUGUGGUACCUGGGCUCCGUGGACACGGAGUCCCUCACCGGCCACCAGGCCGUCCAGAAGGCCCUGAGCCUCGCGCUGGCGCAGCAGCCGCCGCCCCUGUCCACGGUCGUGCACUUCAAGGUGUCGUCGCAGGGCAUCACCCUGACGGACAACCAGAGGAAGCUCUUCUUCCGGAAGCACUACCCCGUGAGCACCGUCAUCUUCUGCGCGCUGGACCCGCAGGGCAGGAAGUGGGUUGCGGACGGCGUGGGCUCCAGAGCCUUCGGGUUCGUGGCCCGGAAGCAGGGCAGCACCUCGGACAACGAGUGCCACCUGUUCGCAGAGCACGACCCCGAGCAGCCUGCCAGUGCCAUCGUCAACUUCGUGUCCAAGGUCAUGAUCGGCUCCCCCAAGAAGAUGUGAGCCCCUCCCGGCUGCAGAUGCCCGAGGGCUGGGGUGGCCGCCGAGCCCCUGCGGUGACCCUGACCUUCUGGCUCCUUCAGCUCACCAAGCACCACACUGCCCCGCCCCCAGCCCUUCCUGAGACAGACGGUGCCCGUGUCCGUCUGCAGCCCGGCCCUCUCUGGGCAGGAGUGGGCACGAGGUCACCCACCCAGCUCCACGCCCAGGACCGCCUGAGGAAACUCGGGGUCCUGUGCGCCUCCCAUGCGAGUCUGGGGGGUACCUGGCCCACCAGGCCGUGGCUCGAGGGACCACGGAGCA